GUGCAUGACAGCUUCACGAAACAAGACACAUCAAAACACACCUGGUGAGAUGCUCGAAAUUAGCGCGGCAACUCUGGAAGCCUGUCGGUGGCUCACAUCUUCUUUGGUGGCGUGGUGCGUGCAUGCAGAUUCAGUGAAGCUUGCAAAGCUGUACCCCACAGGGGCUGACGACUUCUUGGGCAAUGCGGAUUUGGAUGCCGCGCUGCAGCCUAUGUUGCUUGGAUGGCGCAAGUCAGCUGGUGGGGGCAAAAUAUCGGCUGCUGUUCGUGAUGCUGUUCGUGCUGCAGCGCAGAUCCAGAAGGUAUGGCGCGGGCAUGCAGCCAGAGCACCUAGGGCACGUCUGGCAGAACCUCUGCCAGGGCGCCCUCCACUGCCGCCAAUGCCGCCUCCUGAAGAAGCACCAGAACCACGAGCUUGGCCAACUGCAGCGCACCUUCCACAGCUUGCAGCUUCCUGGGUUGGCAGACCGAAGCCAUUUCCUCGCCCGGGGCAUGUUUGGGGAAGUGUGGGUCAGGCCUGAUGGGCUAGUGGCUAAAAGACCGCGGGGCGACUCCUUCAUGGGUUUCGGGGCAUGCUGCCAGCAAGUCUUGGGUGACUUUGCGCGGUCCAUGCAGCUGCCAACCCAUCCACUUUUCGUUGCGCCCGUUGGGUGGGCGGCCAAUCCGGUAGGCUGCGCUACGGUCUGGCCAUUUGUGGACGGGGUGCCUGUCGGAAGGGUUGCUUCAACAGCAGCCUCAAGGACUGCGCGUCACUGGCAGGUUUCUGCCAUCAACGCUAUCUCCCAUGCAAUCUCGAAUGAGUUCAUCUUGUGGGACCUUCACUUUGAUGACAUUGUGGUGGCGGGCGGUGAGCUACGAUUUCUUGAUUGGAGCAUGGCCCCAAGCAAUGACACAGGAAAUUUGCAGGCGCUGCCUCCAGCUUACCGGCAUGGGGGGGCUCAACGUGCCACCCUUCUAUCUUCAAAGAGUGCUGCAAUGAUUACCCUAGACGUCGACUUCUUUGUCGCUGCUGUCAUUGCUUUGUUCUUUGAUCUUCUACGCCUGGGGAAGAAAGAUGUUGCAAUCCGAUUGACUGUCCCGGGUGGUCCGAUGCCAGAGAGUGUGGCACAAGAGGUUGGCGGCAUUGGAUCUAUGAUCUACAAAGCAGCAUUGGCCGACGACCCAGGAGAAUACGGAGUCACCUGGGACCAUUUUCAAGAUUGUGUUCUUUCCGAGCGUCGCAUGUUCCCAGAAGAUUAGCUAUGAAAAAGCGUCCUUCUUGAAAGUCCGGGGCUGUAAAAGCCUAGGGCCAUGAAAGCAGGAUUGGGAGCGCAGAAGCCA
Molecule: messenger RNA, 1319 nt
Organism: Cladocopium goreaui
Lineage: Eukaryota; Dinophyceae; Suessiales; Symbiodiniaceae
Source: the annotation of a GenBank genome assembly